This is a messenger RNA of Ctenopharyngodon idella (grass carp), 1509 nucleotides long. RefSeq lists its product as uncharacterized. NCBI's taxonomy places the organism in Eukaryota, Metazoa, Chordata, Actinopteri, Cypriniformes, Xenocyprididae. The record is from RefSeq and is a predicted model, not a curated record. The transcript has 6 exons. The coding region runs from base 135 to 1196 and encodes 353 amino acids.
UAUGUAAAAGAGGAUGGACGUCUGAGAGUAAACUGAGAGUCAGAUGAGGAUUCACACACAACCAGAUAAAUAUCACAGUCCAGUCGUGUUUCAGACAUUUUAAGGGUUACUAUUGAGAACUUUUCAGUGAACCGAUGAAGAAAAUGUUUCUCAGAUUAGUUUUGUUCUGUUUGAGUUUGUGGCGUCUGGAUGGUGUGUUUGGUGAUGAAGAGAUGUUUAUAAAUGAGGGAGAUAUAGGCUUUCUGGACACUCGUCAUAUUGAUAUUAAGGAUGAUGAUGAGAUUCAGUGGAUAUUUGGACAUAAAAUCCCUUUAACAGCUACAUUCAACAAAGAAACCGACAGAAUCACUGUAUACGAUGAUGUUCUUGAUGGGAUCUUCAGAGAGAAACUGAAUCCGACUCAUCGUGGAUCUCUGAUCAUCCGAAACAUCGGAACUGAACAUGCUGGAGUUUAUCAACUACUGGUCAACCAGCGAGUGAGGAUUUGUUUCCAUCUCUUUGUCCGUGGAAAGCCAGUGUCUGUGAUGGAGGGAGAUUCAUUUACUCUGAACACUAGUCUCACUAAAAUGAAGGAUGGUGAUGUGAUUCAGUGGUGGUUCUGGAAUAAAUACAAUUUAAUGGCCGAAAUCAAUGUAACAGCCAACAGAUUUACUGUAUAUAAUGAUGUUUUUAAUGGGAUAUUCAGAAACAGACUGAAGCUGGACAAUCAAACUGGAUCUCUGACCAUCACAAACAUCAGAACUGAACAUGACGGAGAUUACAACCUUCAGAUAACUGGAUCAAAAAUUUUGUUUAAAACAAUUAGACUUUCUGUCAGUUCUCCUGGCAUCAGCAGAGACUCACUCAACAUCACUCAACUCUGUCACACAUGUUCAGAUGCAGUGAAGUCAGUGUCAGUGAAGGAGGGAGAUUCAGUCACUCUAAACACUAAUCUUACUGAAAUACAGACAGAUGAUCUGAUCCUGUGGAGGUUUGGACUGAACAAAUCACCCAUAGCUAACUUCAAUAGAGCAUCCAGUAAGAUCUCUAUAAAUGAUGUUGGUGGGAGAUUCAGAGACAGACUGAACCUGGAUCAUCAGACUGGAUCUCUGACCAUCACAAACACCAGAACCACAGACUCUGGACUGUAUGAAGUGACCAUCGAAGGAAAGAAAGAGAUCACAUACAGAUUCAAUGUUUCUGUCUCUGGAAUCUGAGAUGACGGAGGAGACGUACACGUGUUUCAGAUCAGAACAAUGAUCAAACUCUGUCAUUCUGUUUCUCACUAAUGAUGUUCUGAUCACAACAACUGCAUCUGCCUUUACAAUCUCUUACUGUUUCAAAUAUAAUCUCAAAGUUUUGUCAUUUAUAUUUCCUCUAAGUGAUCUUUAGUGAGUUUAUUGUGAUCCUGUAUAAUAAAUACUGUAGAUUAUCAAAGAAUGCUUUAAUUAUUUAGUAUAGCAUGCAUUUAUUUUCUCUCUAUGUAUCUGCCUGCCCUAAUCAAUAAAGUUUUCUCCAUGUUUUAUUGCA